AGAGUUCGCCGAUGUCAGCUCGAAACUUCCCCCCCUCGUUCUGGAACAGCCAGCAUUACAGCGGCGCCGCCGGCACCGGCCACCACGGCGCCUCCGCCGCCGACCUUUACUCCGAGCACUACCACCCCGGCGACGCCUGGUACCAGUACAGCCAGCACCACCGGGCAGUGCACGAUUACCACCACCACAACAUGGCGGCUCAAUACGGGGGCCUCCUCUUGCCGGGUUCUAGGUUACACAUGAGCUCCCACGCUCCCUGUAAGGCGAUGGACUGGCAGCACCCCUCGAUUGAGUCGCCGUACUCGUCAUACCCCACCAUGUCAG
Molecule: messenger RNA, 324 nt
Organism: Anoplophora glabripennis (Asian longhorned beetle)
Lineage: Eukaryota; Metazoa; Arthropoda; Insecta; Coleoptera; Cerambycidae
Product: protein vestigial-like
Exons: 1
Source: RefSeq, a predicted model, not a curated record